AAGCCAGGACGCGGGAGCCCGGGAAGCGCUCGGAGCCCCAGAACCUGAGGAGCGCAGAGAGGGGCGCGCCGGAGCUGGCUGGAGAGCGGGCUCUGGGCACCCACUGCGCUCCUAGCGCCGGGCAGCCCUCUGCGCAGCGUUGGCUGCCGCUGCCCCCACGGAGGGCACGGGCUGGCGCGGCCGGGCGCCGGGGAGGACGGCGAGGAGGAGGCGGCGGCGGCGGAGACGGCGGCGGCGAGGCUGGGGCCAGGGAGAAAGCCCCGGGGGAGAAGCGCCCGAGCCUGGCCGCGGGAGCAUGUGGGACCGGAGUGGAGCGCGGGGUGCGCUGCUGCUGGCGCUGCUGCUCUGCUGGGACCCGAGGCUGAGCCAAGCAGGCACGGAUUCUGGCAGCGAGGUGCUCCCCGACUCCUUCCCGUCGGCACCGGCUGAGCCCCUGCCCCACUUCCUCCAGGAACCCCAGGACGCCUACAUCGUAAAGAACAAGCCUGUGGAGCUGCGCUGCCGUGCCUUCCCCGCCACGCAGAUCUACUUCAAGUGCAACGGCGAGUGGGUCAGCCAGAAUGACCAUGUCACACAGGAGGGCCUGGAUGAGGCCACGGGCCUGCGGGUGCGGGAGGUCCAGAUCGAGGUGUCACGGCAGCAGGUGGAGGAGCUGUUCGGGUUGGAGGAUUAUUGGUGCCAGUGUGUGGCCUGGAGCUCCGCCGGCACCACCAAGAGUCGCCGGGCCUAUGUCCGCAUCGCAUAUCUGCGCAAGAACUUCGAUCAGGAGCCUCUGGGCAAGGAAGUGCCCCUGGACCAGGAGGUUCUCCUGCAGUGCCGCCCACCGGAGGGGGUGCCUGUGGCUGAGGUGGAGUGGCUGAAGAAUGAGGACAUCAUUGACCCCACCCAGGACACCAACUUUCUGCUCACCAUCGACCACAACCUCAUCAUCCGCCAGGCCCGCCUGUCAGACACAGCCAACUACACCUGUGUGGCCAAGAACAUCGUAGCCAAACGCCGAAGCACCACUGCCGCCAUCACUGUCUAUGUGAACGGCGGCUGGUCCAGCUGGGCAGAAUGGUCACCCUGCUCCAACCGCUGUGGCCGUGGCUGGCAGAAGCGCACUCGGACCUGCACCAACCCGGCACCGCUCAAUGGAGGCGCCUUCUGUGAGGGUCAGGCCUUCCAAAAGACCGCCUGCACCACCGUGUGCCCAGUGGACGGAGCGUGGACGGAGUGGAGCAAGUGGUCAGCCUGCAGCACCGAGUGUGCCCACUGGCGCAGUCGCGAGUGCAUGGCGCCCCCGCCCCAGAACGGAGGCCGAGACUGCAGCGGGACCCUGCUCGACUCCAAGAACUGCACAGAUGGGCUCUGUGUGCAGAAUAAGAAAACGCUAAGUGACCCCAAAAGCCACCUGCUGGAAGCCUCGGGGGACGUGGCGCUGUACGCGGGCCUUGUGGUAUCCGCCUUCGUUGUCGUGGGUGUCCUCAUCGUGGUGGGGGGGGUGGUAUACCGCCGCAACCGCCGGGACUUCGACACUGACAUCACUGACUCGUCCGCCGCCCUCACUGGUGGCUUCCAUCCCGUCAACUUCAAGACCGCAAGGCCCAACAAUCCACAGCUCCUGCACCCGUCGGCGCCUCCGGACCUCACUGCUAGUGCCGGCAUCUACCGAGGGCCCAUGUAUGCCCUGCAGGACUCAGCCGACAAGAUCCCCAUGACCAACUCACCCCUGCUGGACCCCCUGCCCAAUCUCAAGAUCAAGGUCUACAACUCCGGCACCACCGGCUCUGGGCCAGGCCUGCCGGAUGGGGCCGACUUGCUGGGUGUCCUGCCGCCCGGCACAUACCCUGGCGAUUUCACCCGGGAUGCCCACUUGCUACACCUGCGCACUGCCAGCCUCGGCUCCCAGCAGCUCCUGGGCCUGCCCCGCGACCCAGGGAGCAGCGUCAGUGGCACUUUUGGCUGCCUGGGUGGGAGGCUCAGCAUCCCUGGCACAGGAGUCAGCCUGCUGGUGCCCAAUGGAGCCAUCCCCCAGGGCAAGUUCUAUGAGAUGUACCUCCUUAUCAACAAGGCAGAGAACACCCUCCCGCUUUCAGAAGGGACCCAGACAGUACUGAGCCCCUCGGUGACCUGUGGGCCCACGGGCCUCCUGCUGUGCCGCCCCGUCAUCCUUACCGUACCCCACUGUGCGGAAGUCAGCACCGGCGACUGGAUCUUCCAGCUCAAGACCCAGGCCCACCAAGGCCACUGGGAGGAGGUGGUGACUCUGGACGAGGAGACACUGAACACCCCCUGCUACUGCCAGCUGGAGGCCAGGUCCUGCCACAUCCUGCUGGACCAGCUGGGCACCUACGUCUUCACGGGCGAGUCGUACUCCCGCUCGGCAGUCAAGCGGCUCCAGCUGGCCAUCUUCGCCCCCGCCCUCUGCACCUCCCUGGAGUACAGCCUCAGGGUCUAUUGCCUGGAGGACACACCCGUAGCCCUGAAGGAGGUGCUGGAGCUGGAGCGGACGCUGGGUGGCUAUCUGGUGGAGGAGCCCAAACCCCUGCUGUUUAAAGACAGUUACCACAACCUGCGCCUGUCUCUGCAUGACAUCCCCCAUGCCCACUGGAGAAGCAAGCUGCUGGCCAAGUACCAGGAGAUCCCCUUCUAUCACAUCUGGAGCGGCAGCCAGAAGGCCCUGCACUGCACCUUCACCCUGGAGAGGCACAGCCUGGCCUCCACUGAGCUCAGCUGCAAGAUCUGUGUGCGGCAGGUGGAAGGGGAAGGCCAGAUCUUCCAGCUGCAUACCACGCUGGCCGAGACACCUGCCGGCUCCCUGGACACCUUCUGCUCUGCCCCUGGCAGCACUGUCACCACCCAGCUGGGGCCAUACGCCUUCAAGAUUCCACUGUCCAUCCGCCAAAAGAUCUGCAAUAGCCUGGACGCCCCCAACUCACGGGGCAACGACUGGCGUCUCUUGGCACAGAAACUCUCCAUGGACCGGUACCUGAACUACUUUGCCACCAAAGCGAGCCCCACGGGUGUGAUCCUGGACCUCUGGGAAGCUCUGCAACAGGACGACGGGGACCUCAACAGCCUGGCGAGUGCCUUGGAGGAGAUGGGCAAGAGUGAGAUGCUGGUGGCCAUGGCCACUGAUGGGGACUGCUGAGCGGCUCCGGAGCUGUGGGCUGGGAGGGCAGGCAGGAGGCGGGCACAGGGAGACCUGGGGCAGCCUCUUGAGAGGCGCUGGUGAGGCCUCUGCUGCCCCCUGGCUCACGGCCUGAGUCGUCCCCUCCUCCUCCCCUGGCCCAACUCCAGACCGUGACCAGCCUUAGCAAAUCCAUGUACUCCAUUGUCCUGAGGACCCCAGUGCUCCUUCUCCACCCCCUGCUGUCCCUUCUACCCUCAGAUCUCUGUGCAGGAACCACCGUGAAGCCUCUGGAGGCAGCUGGGGGGGUGGCCAGGAGGUGGCCUUCCCCACUCCUUCCACCCCACCUGCCACGGCCGCCCCGGGAGCUCUGGGUCGCAUUUGUCUUCGUUUCGUCCUUCAGUUUCUCCCUCGGUUCCUGGUUUCUCCCUCCCCCCUGAGCCCUCUUCUUUCACACCAUUUUCCUCUUUGAAGUGUCAAGUACAAUUCACAUGAACUGCUUUCUCCUGUCCAAAGCAAAAAGGAAAAGGAAAGGAAGAAAGAAACUUCAGACCGCUAGUCAGGCUCCAAGAAGAAAAAGAGCAACACCAAAACCACAAGGGAAAAGAAAAACCCAGUUUCUUAGGAAACGCACAUGAUUUAUUAUCCAGAUAUUUGGAUAAGUCCUUUUUAAGAAAAAAAAAAAAGAAAAAGAAAAUGAAAAACAACACACACACAAAAAAUAUAAAACUCUUUUCUUGAGUGUGGACGCGUGUGGGCUUGCUCGUGGUUCUGGCCAGAGUGAGCGUGUGUGCGUGUGUGUGCAUGUGUGAGAGAGAUUUUCAGGGAGAGAGAGACAGAACAGGGCACACCUUGCUGCUAAAGAUUCCGUCUUAGACUAACUCCUACAAGGCCUCCGUUUCCCCAGUUGUACAGGGUCAAAUGGGGUUUUUGCCAUGGUACCGUAUUUCCCUCUAAAAUCUUAAGCAGAUGCUAAAUCUAUAGCAUUCAGAUGCUACGGGUGGGGGGGUCCUCCUGCCCACCCACCUCCCCAGGCAGAUGCCCCACAGGCUCCCUGGGCUCUGGGGGAGUCUGGAUUAAGAGGGCCUGGGGUGGAAAGUGUGGGCAGGCAGGGCCAGCUAUGAGCCAGGGACAGUGUUUCCAGUGUCCCUGUCUAUUGGCCCCUGGAGAAGGGGUGGGGCCCAGAAAUGGGGCAGCGGGAGGUAGAGUCUCCUAGGGACACUUCUCUCCUUCACCCCGGGGUGGGACCAGCCAGGUCACCCCUCCACCCAACAGGCUCUAGACUCGGGGGGGCGGGAGCACACUGGCAUGCCGCUGAUGCCCAGGAAUCCAAAAAUUGUCCUUCCUCAGCCUCAGCUGGCUGAGGAAGUUCAUCUAUAAAACAGAAGGGAUGGGUCAGAGGGCUUGUAGCCACAGAAGCCUGAGCUUCCGGGCCCGCAGUGUGGCUUUGAAGAACCUGUCAGCUGUCAGCCCCGUAGGCCGGGAGGCAUGGAGGUGGGCGCCCAGCAGUGCUCUACGCACCACCCCCACCCCAGGGGAGGAUGCCCUGGGGAGUGCUGUUUUCCAGCUCUGACCUCUGCCGGCACUUUGCUCAGCCCGGUUCUCAGCCUCCCUCUGCAGUCUGGGGCGUCUUGAAGCGAGCUUUGAACGGGCAGAGUUGCCAGACUGGGGGGGAGGCUGUCAGUCCCUUGCCAGCCUGCACCGGGGUGCUCCAAGGGGCUAUCCAAUCUAGGUCCCUUUGUGACUGGCUGACAAGGGCUAGGACCAGGCUCUUACAACUAGCACAGAGGCCUCAUCAUGGGCCUCUCUCUCCUCCUCGGCCCCCAGGGCAAAGCUAGUUCCAGCUCCCCGCCCCAACCGCUCUGGGCGGGCCCCGACCCCAGGGCUUGCCUGAGCAGGUCCAUGAGCAGCUGCUGGGACCAGCCCGGGCUUAUCCUGGCCUUUGAAGUCCUGGUCUCCUGGGAGGAAAGCAGGUUUGAGAGCUCCAGCCCCAGUGGGUAUCCCCAGUCUACUCUUCUCUGCCGUGGGCUCUGGGCAUUAUGGGGGUUUUCAGCACCUACGGACCGCCUUGGGGGGUAGCUGAGCCAUGGGCAGACAGAGGCCUGCUUGGUUUGAGAGAGGAUUUCAUCUGUCAGGGCUGCUGAAGGGGCCAGGCCUGCAUUCGGGGCGGGAUGUCGACAGCUCUUGACCCUAGUGCCUGUGUGGUGUUGCCCCGAAGCCAGCGAGCCUCCCCUGCCAAGGGUGACCAUCCCUUGUGGGCUCUGUGUCCCCGAUGCCUCCUAGCCUGAGUUGUUCAGGCCUGUGUGACAUGAGGCCUUGACAGCAGGCUGACCAGUGCCACAAGGAGUUUUCGCUGGACAGGGCUCUAAAAUGCUCCCCCUGGGCAGCCUGGAGUCCAAAGACCAGCACUGAAGCUCCAGCUGUGCCAUUAAACUGCUGUGUGACCUCAGUCAUAGGACUGCCCUCUUUGGGCCUCAUCUUCUUUUCAUACCUGCAGCUGCCGUCUGACUCCCUUUGGGUUCUGACACAUGGUCGCUCUAGGGUUCUAGUGGGAACCCUAGUGGGUGGAGGUUGGCCGAGGUCUGCAAUGCCCCUCCUCCCCGCCCUGCCUGCUCAGCACCCAGGGUGGGAGCUCUCGGUGGAGGAGGCCAAGGCCAGCCCCUCACAUGCCAUUUCUCAGCUGAUUUCCAGAAACUGUGUACCAGGGCCUGGAGCACAGAACCAAUCAGCUGGAGCCUCCUGGGAGGGCUCAAACUGUCCAGCUUUAUAAGAAACGCCUGGAAAGGGUUUGCGGGUUCCAUCCAUCAGUCCUCUGCUGAGGCUGCUGUGGCCACAUCCCCACACGACCCGCCUUAGGGAAGGAUCAGGCUUUCUCCUCUUAUUCAGGCCUAAGCGGUUGCCCCACGUGACCCCGGUGCACCACAAGCAUCAGAUCAAGAGCCCCCGAGGGGCUUGCAGGGGCCUCAAGUGGGUAUUGGUGUCUCUCUCAUUGCUGGGGUGUGCUUGCACAUGCAUGCGUGUGUGUGUGUGUGCGCCCCCCCCCCAGGAAUGUGUCCCCGCCUGGGUGCGCGUGUGUGACCUCUCUGAGUCCACAGGGUCAGUCGGUGUAUCUUCUACGUGCCUCUCCUCUGCCUUCUCUCGCAGAGACCGGGAUCCUCCUGAGGGUGUGGGGACCUCUCUGUCUCCUGGACAACCCAGGACCCUCUGGGCCCCUUUCCCCAGCAACCAGGCAGCUGAGCCGGGUCCCUUAGUAUGCCCUCUGAGGGAGGGUGAUCAAGGGUUUGGGUGCAGGGAGCAGCCCUGUGGGGGGGCAAAAGGGUUGGACCCCCUGCCUGGGCCAUGGCCAUGUUUCUGUGUCCCGGGGACGUAGGGCCGAGGGGAUGGCCCGAUCCCGCCGCUGUUUAUUCUGUAAACUUCAACCUGUACAUAACGUUUAGCAUUCCUAUUGUAACAAAAUUAAUUUUUACAAAAUAAAUUAUA
Enhydra lutris kenyoni (northern sea otter) is the source of this 6592-nucleotide messenger RNA. Its product is annotated as unc-5 netrin receptor B. The transcript is spliced from 17 exons. Gene Ontology annotation, molecular function: netrin receptor activity; protein binding. Gene Ontology annotation, cellular component: membrane. The coding region runs from base 296 to 3133 and encodes 945 amino acids. The record is from RefSeq and is a predicted model, not a curated record. Gene Ontology annotation, biological process: netrin-activated signaling pathway; anterior/posterior axon guidance. Lineage: Eukaryota; Metazoa; Chordata; Mammalia; Carnivora; Mustelidae.